Urocitellus parryii (Arctic ground squirrel) is the source of this 734-nucleotide messenger RNA. It is a transcript of the gene Chchd10, whose product is annotated as coiled-coil-helix-coiled-coil-helix domain containing 10. Gene Ontology annotation, biological process: mitochondrion organization. Gene Ontology annotation, cellular component: nucleus; mitochondrion. Lineage: Eukaryota; Metazoa; Chordata; Mammalia; Rodentia; Sciuridae. The record is from RefSeq and is a predicted model, not a curated record.
CCGCCCUAGACUCCUCCUUUAGCCCCUAGUGACUAGCGCUGCUGCGUUCGUCCGGGGGACGAAGCGGUCUCUGACUCAGCUCAUUCAAGUCCCCCCACAGCCACCAUGCCACGUGGGAGCCGAAGCGCGGCCGCCCGGCCAGCCAGUCGCCCAGCGGCACCUUCUGCCCAUCCACCUGCACACCCACCGCCCUCAGCAGCAGCCCCGAAUCCUGCCCCCUCGGGCCAGCCAGGUCUCAUGACACAGAUGGCAUCCAUGGCCGCUGGGGUAGCCGUGGGCUCCGCCGUGGGACAUGUCAUGGGCAGUGCCCUGACUGGAGCUUUCAGUGGAGGAAGCUCAGAGCCUGCCCAGCCUGCUGCCCAGCCUGCUGCCCAGCAGGCCCCUACCCGUGCUGCCCCACUACAGAUGGGACCCUGCUCCUAUGAGAUCAAACAAUUUCUGGACUGCUCAACCACUCAGAGCGACCUGUCCCUGUGUGAGGGCUUCAGUGAGGCCCUGAAGCAGUGCAAAUACAACCAUGGUCUGAGCUCUCUCCCCUGAACAUGUUGGUGCAGACUCAUUGGCCAGCUCUGAGAUGGCUCCUGGGUCCUAACCCUGCAUCCACCCCAUCCCCUUACRGACAGCUGGACCAUGAUGACAGAUUAUAACUGGGAUUGGGAGUAAGAAGGAGGUUUCCUACCCCAUAGAUAACUCAAGACACAAAUGUGCAAUUAAAGAGUUUAUUUUAAAUCACA